GGAAUAUUCCAAUUCCAAAGCUUAGAAGUUUCUUAGCGGGUAAAGAGUUCACAGCUACAAGAAGAAUUAAGAGGUAAAUAAACAGGCAAAAGCAAAUUUAUUUGAAGUAUCCAGCUGAAUACUGAUUGGCAGACGCGUCCGUUUAAAGCAAUAUCAUGGUCUGCGAGAAGUGCGAAAAGAAGCUGUCAAAGGUGAUAGUACCAGACAAAUGGAAAGAGGGUGCAAGCAACACUUCUGAAAGUGGGGGCCGUAAGGUCAACGAGAACAAGCUCUUGUCCAAGAAGCACAGGUGGACACCGUAUGGGACAGCAAAAUGCACCAUAUGCAAGCAGCAAUUGCACCAAGAGGGCAAGUAUUGCCUGUCUUGUGCCUACAAGAAAGGUGUCUGUUCUAUGUGUGGAAAGCAAGUGCUUGAUACCACCUCAUACAAGCAGAGCAAUGUAUAACUACUUUUUUUGACAUGUCUUUAAUCUUCCGUUGGAGGCUGCAGUUUAGGCUGGAGCUUAACUCGAAAUAUAAUGUAACUUUUUGUAUGCCUUUUCAUGAUCCUUGGUCACGUUGAAUUUCUUUGCUCUGGGAACUGGGUUGUGAACUUGGCACAUAAUCUAUUUUAAUGGCAAAUUGCUACAUGUUGGCGUUC
Cryptomeria japonica (Japanese cedar) is the source of this 640-nucleotide messenger RNA. RefSeq lists its product as uncharacterized. Bases 156 to 446 code for a protein of 96 amino acids. Gene Ontology annotation, molecular function: microtubule binding. Lineage: Eukaryota; Viridiplantae; Streptophyta; Pinopsida; Cupressales; Cupressaceae. Gene Ontology annotation, biological process: cytoplasmic microtubule organization. The transcript has 4 exons. The record is from RefSeq and is a predicted model, not a curated record.